UUGUAUGUUUGUUUUUCUACAGUGAUCAAGAACAGUCAUGGCUGAUGAGGGAUAUGUGGUACGCAUCAGGGGUCUACCUUGGUCCUGCUCAGUUGAUGAAGUACAGAGAUUUUUUUCAGAUUGCAAAGUCAUCACUAAUGGAGGGGGCAUCCACUUCACCUACACAAGAGAGGGCCGUCCAAGUGGAGAGGCGUUUGUUGAGUUGGAGACGGAGGAAGACUUGAAGAUUGCAGUGAAGAAGGACAGAGAAACGAUGGGUCACAGAUAUGUCGAGGUUUUUAAAUCCAACAAUGUCGAGAUGGACUGGGUUAUGAAGCACACUGGUCCAAAUUGUCCAGAAACAGCAGGAGACGGGCUGGUCCGGCUUCGGGGGCUUCCUUUUGGUUGCAGCAAAGAGGAGAUAGUACAAUUUUUCUCAGGGUUGGAAAUCGUGCCAAAUGGGAUAACAUUGCCGGUGGACAUCCAGGGGAGGAGUACGGGGGAGGCCUUCGUGCAGUUUGCUUCACAGGAUAUAGCUGAAAAGGCUCUAAAGAAACACAAGGAAAGAAUAGGGCACAGGUACAUUGAGAUCUUCAAGAGUAGCCGCGCUGAGGUGCGGACCCAUUAUGAACCCCAGAGAAAGCCAAUGGGCAUGCAGAGACCUGGCCCUUACGACAGGCCCUCUGGCGGUCGCGGCUACAACAUGAUGGGCCGAGGGGGAUCCUAUGACAGAAUGCGCCGUGGAGGCUACGGAGGAGGUGUAUCAGAUGGGCGGUAUGGCGAUAGCGGCUCCUCCUUCCAGAGCACAACAGGCCACUGUGUCCACAUGAGGGGCCUGCCGUACAGAGCCACAGAAACGGACAUCUACAAUUUCUUCUCGCCAUUGAAUCCAGUGCGGGUUCAUAUUGAGAUUGGACCUGAUGGCAGAGUAACCGGGGAGGCAGAUGUGGAGUUUGCCACACACGAGGAUGCUGUGGCAGCCAUGUCAAAAGACAAAGCCAACAUGCAGCACCGCUAUGUGGAGCUGUUCUUGAAUUCAACCGCAGGUGGGAGUAAUGGAGCCUACGGCAGCCAAAUGAUGGGUGGCAUGGGGAGUCAAUCGUCUUAUAGCGGUGGUCAGCUGAGCUCGGGGUACUCGAGUGGAUACAGCAGCCAGGGCAACAUGGGGGGCUACAGUGACUACAGUAACCAGGGCGGCAUGGGAAGCAGUUACUAUGGCGGCGGCGGUGGAGGAGGAAGCAGAGGCUCUAUGAAUGGACUGGGCGGGGGAUGGGGAAUGUAAAUUUGUAUCAUUUUUUUCCCCCUUAAUUUGAUGUUUUUUUUAAACUCAGCAUUUGGCUGGAAGGACUGGAACAUAGUCUCGCCUCGUAAACGUAGCGUAGGGUCAGGUGAGGUUGUUUUGAAAAUAAUUCGGGGAGGGGUUUGUAUUUUUUUUAAGUGGAAGAUCUCCAGAGAGAAGUGAAAUCGUAUGGUGUCGGAGAGAAGCACUGUCUGUCUCGACCAUUCCUCAUAGAUCUGACACACCAUAGAAACCGUGCUUAAAAUUUUCAGUACAAAGAGUGUUUUUGCUUUAUGGUUCUCCAAGCACCUGGCUGUUCCUCAAAGUUACAAAUCCUGUGCUUGUGUCUUUUACCAUUUGUUUUAAUAUCUGAGUGCAUGAACAAAAGAAAUCAGAAAAUGUCCAUCUUACGUUCAGACCUUGUUUCAUCUUAGUGUUUUUUUUUCUCUUUUUUCUUUUCUCGGUAAAAAUCUGAAUUUGAGACUUAAGAUCCAAGCAUGUUUUGUUUUGUUUUUGUACACUGACUGUUUGGCGGUUUCUCUGGAGAAGUGUUAUUUCAAUUCUCUUGACAUGAAGGUUUCUACUGCUUCAAUGCUAUUUGUAUUUCCUGUGCACAAAGUGAAUAAACUAGUCUGGAUUAUCUAAUUGAAAACAUUGA
Labrus mixtus (cuckoo wrasse) is the source of this 1916-nucleotide messenger RNA. It is a transcript of the gene hnrnph1, whose product is annotated as heterogeneous nuclear ribonucleoprotein H1. Gene Ontology annotation, biological process: regulation of RNA splicing. Lineage: Eukaryota; Metazoa; Chordata; Actinopteri; Labriformes; Labridae. The record is from RefSeq and is a predicted model, not a curated record. Gene Ontology annotation, molecular function: RNA binding. Gene Ontology annotation, cellular component: nucleoplasm; ribonucleoprotein complex. The transcript is spliced from 10 exons. The coding region runs from base 38 to 1261 and encodes 407 amino acids.